This is a messenger RNA of Gadus macrocephalus (Pacific cod), 2745 nucleotides long. Its product is annotated as PWWP domain-containing DNA repair factor 3A-like. Bases 730 to 2508 code for a protein of 592 amino acids. The transcript has 13 exons. NCBI's taxonomy places the organism in Eukaryota, Metazoa, Chordata, Actinopteri, Gadiformes, Gadidae. The record is from RefSeq and is a predicted model, not a curated record.
CAAGGAAGCUGGGAGAUCUUCGACUUUCGACUCGGAAGUCUGGCGUUCGAGGAUUCAGGAACCAACCAUUAUACAGGGAUUUUAGGUGAUUUUUUUGUUUGUUGUGAUUAUUGAUACAGACAUGACGUCCUUCGCGUCAUGUCUGUAUCAAUGUAAACACGAGCAGAGAGUCUGCCCAUAAAGCCAGACUCUCUGCUCGUGUUUACAUGUCGGGCUGAUUGGAAGUAGUGGAUCAAGUUUCAACUAAACUGACGGAGUUCAACCAGCAAACGUGUGCGUCAGCCAGGAUGACAUAUGUCCCCGUCCCCUGUGGGUGGGACCCGCAUCUGACCCUGGUGUCAUCAACAAGCGCCGUCGUCCUGGAUGCUCCCCAUUCUAAUGGUUAGACUGUUCCUUCUCCUUUUCUUUAUGUUUGGCACUGUCCACUCGCCAUACCGAUCGGAUCGUCGUUCUCCGUUCUGGUUCCUGCCCGCUUUCGCCGCGGGGUCGAAGUCCGGCGCGUUCAGCAGAACCCACGGAGCAUGCGCAGUACGCAUUAAAGAGCGCACCAGUUAAUGUUCUCUUCCGCGCACACUGAGAGGACACACUGGGCUGCUGUACGGGUCUGAGAGGACCCAGUGGGCUGCUGUACAGGUGAGCAGAAACACGUCUCAGCGUGCUUUAUAUCAGGACUCUGGGUUUGGAAGAAUACUUCUGCAGCAGAAGGAUGAGGAAAGCUUCUGAAGAUGAAUGUUUCCCAUAAAGAGGACGAUGAAGCGGUCUACUUCCUGUCCUGAUGGCGUUCCUCACGGCGAACCUCCCGAGGCGCCCAAAGACUCGGAGGAGGUCCAGCUCCACCCCCCCCCUGUUCCCCCCCGAGCUCCCGACGCGAGCCUCCCCACGCACGGGAUGACCCUGAGACGGCCCCCGCGCUGCGGCCUGCGCUCGGCCACCCAGGGGGCCGCCUCCCCGAAGCCCGGAGCGGGGAACCACCGGCCGCCGCGACCCCGGAGCGCCGGGAGAGGGGCGGCGAGCAGGCAGCCUCCUCGCCCCCGACCGGGCGCCAAGAGGAGGAAACCGUACGCCCGGAAGCUAAAGAGCCUGGACUCUGGCCCCGGGCCCCCGGCGGCCCCCGAGGGGGGCGCUCCGUACGCCUCCCGGCCGGCCCCUGAGGGUCUGUUGGACAGCCCCCUGAAAACGAGAGUCGGCGAGGGGUCGCAGAGACACGGCAGCCCCGACUCCUCGGUGGACCCCUCCGUGGUGGCACCGCUCCGCCGCCUCAGACCGAAGGCCCCCCAGUCCAGCUCCUCCUUCACCCCCCCGGCCAAGGUGAUCUCCAAGCGCUGUGCGUCCCGAACGACGUCCACGCCCAGAAAGGGCAGCUGCGGGACUCAACCCGGCAACUCUCCGCCCUCCAGCAGACCCAGUUCCCCGCUAGACCAGCUGAGCCCAAAUGAGUCCCAGCUCUCCUCAGACCUCUCCAUAGAGUUCAGUUUACCCGAGGAGGAGCUGAUCCUCCCCUUUGAGGAGGAAGAGGAGGAGGAGGAAGAGGAGGAGGAAGAGCUGCCAUGCUUCCCGAUGUACUUUUCCAAACAGCCUGAGAGCAUCAAGGAGGGCGCCUUCGUCUGGUGCAAGUUCAGAUUGUUUCCCUUCUGGCCGGCCGUGGUGAAGAGUGUCAGACCUAAAUUGAAAAAGGCCAGCAUCCUUUGGAUCGAUCAGCCGACCAUUGACACGAAGAGGAAGGGGUUCUCUGUGUCUCUGAGGAACCUCAAACCCUUAGACUGCGAGGACGCCAAUCAGCUGGUGAGUGCAGCCAAGGCAAAUUACGCUGCCAUCAUCGACUGGGCCUUUGAGAUGAUCAAUGACUACGUGCUCCGUAUUGCCUGCAGCUCCUUCACCGGCUCCUUCAUCGAAUACUCGUCACAUCGUAUGAGUUACCCGGUGAGGAGGAAGUACCCCACGGACCACGUGGAGAGGCUGGGUCUGCCCAGCCAGCCAGAGCUGGAGGAGGGGGAGCCCCACAGCGGGGGGGAGGAGAGCGUCUCGGAGGCCCCGGAGGAGGGGCCGGGCGCCAAGAGGCUCCUCCCUGACCGCACCGUCGCCGCCCACAACCGCGCCAACGAGAAGCUGGUGGCCUUCAUCGUGUCCCAGAGGCUCGCCGACAGGCACCUGCUGGCGGUGGUCCGGGGGCAGCAGGCCUCCCGCUGGCUCUGCUCGUUCCUGGAGGUGCGGCGGCGGCUGCAGGUGAAGCCCUACCUGGAGGACGACCGGCAGCUGGACCAGGUGUACCUGUACCUGAAGGAGCUGUUCCACCGCGUCACUGACCAAGCCCCCUGCCUGGCCAACGUCAAGUUCAUGGACGACGUGCGCUUCGUGCUGGACGUGCUGCUGCCUGAGGCCAUCAUCUCGGCCAUCGCUGGCGUCGAUAACAUUUCACUGACUAAGGCUGAGGAGAAGUAUCUAAACGGAAGAUGUAUUAGUGAGAGAGAGAGAGAAGAGUUUGAGUUGACGAUUGGCCGGAUGAGAUGAGCUCUGCGCCCUUCUCUUUAGUUUUUGUCGUCCAACGUUUGACAGUCCGGCUCUUUUUUUUUUUCUUUUUUUUUUACCUGCCAAUUUUUUCAUUUCAUCAAAACGAUCAAAACUAAUUGUGUUUGUGUGUGUGUCUGUGCAUGCAUACAUGUUAAAGUAACUCAUGGCCUAUGGAUGUUCUAUGAGUGCCUGGUUAUUUAUGGUCAUCAUAGAAUAAACAAAUUUAUUCUAAACAUU